GGAAGUAGUCUCCUUUAGAUCCUUUCACUCGCACUGACACGCAUUCAAAGGCGAGCCGAGUAUCUGUUCGUUCUCCCUUCUCCUAGACGUGCUGCUUGACACUUUAGAAGACAGGGUGGCUGGUUUAUGAUCGGCCGUUUGGUGAAUAUCGUCGCGCAGAGGGUACCGAGUUUGUUGUACCGGGUUGGUACGAUGAAGAAGCCGCAGGUUGUGUUCGUGCUGGGCGGGCCUGGCGCCGGCAAAGGGACCCAAUGCGCCAAAAUCGUUGAGAACUACAACUACACCCAUCUGUCAGCUGGAGACCUGCUGAGGGCAGAGCGGGCCAGAGAGGGAUCGGAGUUUGGAGCGCUUAUUGCCAACUUUAUCAAGGAUGGCAAAAUUGUCCCUGUGGAUAUCACUAUUAACUUAAUUAGAAUGGCAAUGGAAGAGACCAUGAAAAAAGAUGGACAAAAGUUUCGCUUCCUCAUAGAUGGCUUCCCCCGCAACGAGGACAACCUUCAGGGUUGGAACAAAGUCAUGGAUGGAAAAGCAGAUGUCAAGUUUGUGCUUUUUUUUGACUGCAGCAAUGAGGUUUGCAUCAAGAGAUGUUUAGAACGAGGAAAAAGUAGCGGACGUACAGAUGACAACAGAGAAAGCUUGGAGAAACGAAUCCAAACGUAUCUACAGUCAACGCGACCGAUCAUCGAGUUGUAUGAGAAGCAAGGCAAAGUACGCUGUGUGGAUGCCUCUCACUCUGUAGAUGAGGUCUUUGCUGACGUGAAACUCCUCUUAGACAAAGAGGGUUGACUUCUUUCUCCUCAGCUGACAAGCAGCAUUCGUUUUUACCCUUAUUAGUUUUUCUUUCUAGCACCUGCCAACUCAUCACGAGAACCGUAAUAUUUAUAUAUGUCCAUUCAUGACUUGAUACCUUCGGUUACCUUCUGGUGGUCUUUCUCUUAAAAAUCUGCACUGUUUUAUUUAAUUUUUUUUCCAUUGUGCACAAUGUUUAGGGUAGGAUUUAAUAAUGAAAAGCUCGCACGGGGUGUCAAAAUGUACUGUUACCAACGAGCUUUGCUUCAUAAACGCUGCCAUGCUUUUCAGACCAGAUCAUCACAAAAUAUCUCAAACAAGACGUCAGAUAGCUGGAAUCCUUUGCAAUUAAAAAGCGUCAUUAUCCUGCCUUAGAUGAUCACGACCAUGCUGCCGAGACCACGGCCGGACGGGCCUGACCAAAGUAGGGCUUUUCAUGCUGACUAGUGUAUUUUGAAGUUCUGUGAACUGCCACUCCAAGGAGUAUUUGCAAUGAUCACAACCACUCAAUGCGCUUCAUCAUGCUCGCACUUCCUGAGAUCAUACAAGUUUGUCUGUAUCUGCAGAAGAUAAAACGAUUAUGAAAACAUGACUUUUCAUCUGUUGUAUUGAUUUGCAUCUGUGCAUCUUAAGGGAAUGUGUCCAAAAUGUGUUUGACACUAGUUCUACACUGCUGCAAUAAUAAAAAUAUUCAAAUAGG
This is a messenger RNA of Syngnathus typhle (broad-nosed pipefish), 1489 nucleotides long. RefSeq names its product cytidylate kinase (gene cmpk1). Gene Ontology annotation, cellular component: cytoplasm; nucleus. The coding region runs from base 127 to 786 and encodes 219 amino acids. The transcript is spliced from 6 exons. The record is from RefSeq and is a predicted model, not a curated record. NCBI's taxonomy places the organism in Eukaryota, Metazoa, Chordata, Actinopteri, Syngnathiformes, Syngnathidae. Gene Ontology annotation, biological process: 'de novo' pyrimidine nucleobase biosynthetic process; CDP biosynthetic process; UDP biosynthetic process. Gene Ontology annotation, molecular function: ATP binding; UMP kinase activity.